ACAUUCAAAAACCACAGCACACCAAACGCUCUAACACAAAGUCAACAAUGGCGUAUCUAAAUUGUUAACGUGAAAAUUCCCUAUUUAAAGGAAAUUGUGAUCAAUUCAACCAAUAGUAGUGCUGAAAUUUUCCCAGGAGAUAUCGGAGAAGGCUGGAAAUGGAGGUCAAACGAAGGGCGGUGAAGAACCUCGUUACGAAGCUGAGUUCCGUCUCGGAGCAGACACGUACAGAAGCAAUUUGCGAGCUAAGAUUGAUCUCAAAGAACGAUUCCGACAGCAGACCGUUGAUCGGCGAUGCCGGCGCUGUUCCGUAUUUGGCGGAAUCGCUCUACUCGUCGAACAAAUUGUCUCAGGAGAACGCAACCGCCACGUUGCAUAACCUCUCGAUUUCUUCCAAGGACUUGCUGAUGUCCACGCGCGGGGUCCUCGACGCACUCUCUCACGCUCUCCGGAAUCCUUCUUCCCCUUUUGUCGCCCAGUGCGCCGCCGCCACCAUCUUCAGCUUAUUGACGGUCGAGUCUUAUCGGUCCAUCAUCGGCCACAAGCGCGAUAUUCUCUUCGGGCUUGUAGAUGUCAUUAAAAGCCCUAAUUCGGAUUCUAGAACUGUAAAAGAUGCGCUCAAAGCCCUUUUUGGUAUUGGGCUUUACCCGCUGAAUCGUGCUCAAAUUAUCGAGCUGGGGGCUGUACCCGCUUUAUUUUCGUUGCUGUGUAAUGACGGUAGAGCUGGGAUAUUGGAGGAUGUUACAGCUGUCAUUGCUCAAAUUGCAGGGUGUGAGGAGAGCUGGGAGGCAUUUAGGAAGGUAUCAGGGGUGGGGGUACUGGUCGAUUUGUUGGAUAAUUCGACUGGAUCAAGCAGUCGAACUAAAGAGAACGCGGUUUCAGCGUUACUGAAUUUGGUGCAAUGUGGUGGAGAAGAGAUUGCCGAUAGUAUUCGUGGCGUAGUUUUAGGGGCAGUGGAUGGCAUUAUUGAAGUGGCGGAAAAUGGAACGGAUAAGGGCAGGAACAAAGCAAUGGCGUUGUUGAAGAUACUUGAUGCGAGUUCCUGUAUGUUUCAAGAGGAGCAGAUGGGCUGCUUAUCAAAUUCAAACCAUUCAUUAUGAGUAUGUAAAAUAUAUCUCUUUGGCUAUGUUUGUAUAGAUACCUUUCUUUUAGAUUUCGUGUUUGUACUCUUUGUGGUAUUAUAACAGUGAAUGGGGAGUGAAAAUGCAUUAAUGUGAUUGGAAGAAUUAGUUUGGAUUGAGUACUAACAGAAACAAAUGCAAUACCAGUUGAUUUGAAUUUUC
Messenger RNA from Nicotiana tabacum (common tobacco), 1283 nucleotides. RefSeq names its product U-box domain-containing protein 4. The record is from RefSeq and is a predicted model, not a curated record. NCBI's taxonomy places the organism in Eukaryota, Viridiplantae, Streptophyta, Magnoliopsida, Solanales, Solanaceae. Gene Ontology annotation, molecular function: protein binding.